Molecule: messenger RNA, 289 nt
Organism: Leptonychotes weddellii (Weddell seal)
Lineage: Eukaryota; Metazoa; Chordata; Mammalia; Carnivora; Phocidae
Source: RefSeq, a predicted model, not a curated record
GAGAUGCUAAAAACCUUGUACCUAUGGACCCCAAUGGUUUGUCAGACCCUUACGUGAAACUGAAACUGAUUCCCGACCCCAAGAGUGAGAGCAAGCAGAAGACCAAAACCAUCAAGUGCUCCCUCAACCCUGAGUGGAACGAGACAUUCAGAUUCCAACUGAAAGAAUCGGACAAAGACAGAAGACUGUCUGUAGAGAUUUGGGAUUGGGAUCUGACCAGCAGGAAUGACUUCAUGGGAUCUUUGUCGUUUGGGAUUUCCGAACUGCAGAAAGCUGGUGUUGAUGGCUG